GUAGAUCCAUUCACAAUGCCAGAACAAGAUUUUGAGGUUUUGAGAUUUAUAAAAACUCUCCCAGAAGCACUCAUUUCCCGUGUCUUUUCCACUCUUCCGGUGGCCCAUAUAGAGGCGUUUUUCCAUCAUCCCCAGACCCGAGCCCUUGCCAGAACGCGGUACUAUGCCGAUGUGGUGUUGGAUAUGUAUGACGAGGCCACCGAUGCAGAUGAAGAGCUUGUGUUGAAGAUGCCGUACGAAGAAUUUUUUGACUUGUUAGACGCAAAGUACGAGCUGAUGCAGGAUGAGGAGGAGGACCAGGAAUUCGCCGAUGCUGCCAUCCAAAACUUGGAGGUGAGGUUCUUCGGGACGUUUGAGGAGUUUUCCACAUUGUUUGAGGACCACGUGGUAGUGGCCUUGAACCAUAUGGUGGAAAAAUUAACCGUGAUGUUUAAGGUCGGUCUUGGCAAGACCGCAACUACUAGCGUCGACUUUUCCCCCUUUACCUGCCUCCACAACGUGUGGAUGACCAAGGCUGAGGACCACGAAGCGGUGGAUGGUACGUUGAUGAAUUUUGGGGGUGUCAAGAAGUUGACCUUUGACGAGGGUGUGAUUGCCAAUACUGCCGGGUUGAGCUUGCCGGCGAGCUUGAUUGUUUUGGAAGUGCUAAACUUCGGUACGCUUACCAUUCCAGAAUCCUUCCGCUUGCCUGUUGGGUUGAAAAGCUUAGAGAUGAUUGGUCAGAGCAUUGACGGGUUUGGAAACUUGGUGUUGCCUUCGUCCUUGCAGAACUUCUCCUUGAGUCUUAAGAAGUUCUCCGAGCUACUUCCAGUCUGGACUUUUGCCUACCCUUCGAGCUUGCGGACCUUGGCGUUGGACGGUAACGGUAUCACUGAAUUGGCACCAUUGGGGAUCGAGAGACUUCCUGCACUGGUACAGCACAUUUCCUUAUCGCAUAACAAGCUCAGCAGCGUGCACGCGGAAAUCAAGUUCCCGGAAUCGCUCAGGGUGUUGAAUUUGUCGAAUAACGAAAUCACCAGCAAAUCACUCAAAAGAAAGCUCCGGGAGAGAUUCACCGCAAAGGUUUACUUUGACGAAAUCAAGUACUACGACGAAGCCUACCACGAGCAAUUCUAUUAGAAACUCUUCCAAGGUUGGCUAACCUUCUCGUCUUCACACAUAUCUACCGCAUAAAAGUUAUAGCUAAAAGCUCAAUAGUCUGUUAAGGGGUAUUCUAUUACGGUAUCAGAAGAGGUUACCCCGUUUACCUUAGAUUGAAUACGCAUAUAGU
Molecule: messenger RNA, 1270 nt
Organism: Babjeviella inositovora NRRL Y-12698
Lineage: Eukaryota; Fungi; Ascomycota; Pichiomycetes; Serinales
Exons: 1
Coding region: 16-1119 (367 amino acids)
Cellular component (GO): extracellular matrix
Molecular function (GO): protein binding
Source: RefSeq, a predicted model, not a curated record